Molecule: messenger RNA, 2022 nt
Organism: Cimex lectularius (bed bug)
Lineage: Eukaryota; Metazoa; Arthropoda; Insecta; Hemiptera; Cimicidae
Product: very low-density lipoprotein receptor-like
Exons: 9
Coding region: 39-1979 (646 amino acids)
Molecular function (GO): calcium ion binding; protein binding
Source: RefSeq, a predicted model, not a curated record
AAAUUCUCAAAGAGUUUAGUCAGUGUUUUGUUGUCAAUAUGACAUUCACACAUGUGGUUGUUUUCUGUCUCAUCAUUUCAUCCAGGAAUUAUUUGUUUCCAUCAUAUUAUGGAAUAAAUGGCUCAUUACAUCUUCAUGACAGUUCAGAAAAGUGUCUUCCAAAUCAAUUUCAUUGCAAAGAAGGAUGCAUAAGUAAAGACCUUGUCUGUGAUAAAGUCCCAAACUGUAAAGACGGAGAAGAUGAAAAAAUUUGUAACGGCACUUGCCAAGCUGGAUUCACCCAGUGUUCUGAUGGAAAGUGUAUCAGCAUUUAUGAUUUGUGCGAUGGUUUUCCAGACUGCUUUGACCACGGAGAUGAAUCGUAUUGUUCAGGUAAUAUCUUACAUUGCGGGGUCGACUUCGCAUGCCCAGGAUCUUCGAUGUGCAUCAAAGGUUCAUUUGUUUGUGAUGGGGAAGAGGACUGUCCACAUGGAGAAGAUGAAUUCGGAUGCAAUGGUGAUUUCCCUUGUGAUAGAAAUGAAUUCAUGUGUGACAAUGGACAUUGCAUAGCAUUGUUUCAACGUUGUGAUGGCAUCUCUAAUUGUGAUGAUCACUCAGAUGAAAACUACUGUUCAUCAAAAAAUAAAACACAUUCUGACAAAUGUAGCAGUGAUAGUGUUUGUUCACAAGUGUGUAUAAAUGGAUCGGAUGGGAAAGCUACUUGUACAUGCCUUGAUGGAUAUAGAAAAGAUCCCAAUAAUACAAAUAGUUGCUUAUCUACAAUGGGCCAUGGAAGUCUUUUGUAUACACAAAAAGAAGUGAUUUUUAAAUUCAAUUUAGAUGAUGAAAAAUUGAUUACCCUUUGUUAUUCAACAUCAGCCAUAUCCUUGGAUUAUGAUUUUGAUGAAAAGCUCAUAUUUUGGAAUGAUAACAAAGAAAAGAAAAUAUACAAAUCUGCUGUUGAUUACAAAAGCAUUUGCUCAAAAAAAGUAGUUUUAAGCAAAAAUUUAACAUCUGUUGAUGGCAUUGCAAUUGACUGGAUCUACAAACAUAUUUAUUGGACAGACAAUGAAAAAAAUACAGUUGAAUUGGCUAAUUAUGAUGGCAGUAUGAGGAAGACAAUUAUUAAAGAUGACCUUGAUGAACCUAGGGCAUUAGCUGUGCAUCCGAAUGAAGGGUUGUUGUUUUGGAGUGAUUGGGGAAAGCACUCUUGUAUUGAAAGAUCAUGGCUUGAUGGAUCGCAUAGAAAAAAAAUUAUAAAAUAUGGAGUAGAGUGGCCAAACGGUUUGACAUUAGAUUUUGUAAAGAGAAAGCUAUAUUGGGUGGAUGGGAAAAUGAAUUCAAUUUCAUCAUCAAAUUAUGAUGGUUCAGAUCAAACGAUGAUUAUCAGGUCGUAUGAAAUAUUGAAACACCCAUUCUCAAUAAGUGUAUUUGAAGAUUUUAUGUACUGGACUGAUCUUGAGACAAAUUCUGCUUUCAAGGCAAAUAAAUUCAAUGGAAAAAAUGUUACUACUGUUUUAAAGGAAAUGCACCAACCUGCCACAGUGGUGCAGUUAUGGCACCCUUCCCGUCAACGAGCGGGUGAAAACUAUUGUUCUGGCAAUAAUUGCUCGCAUCUUUGUUUUCCAACUCAAGAGCCAACAAAUGAAUCAAGUUUUAUUUGCGCAUGUCCUGAUGGGCUUUCCCUUUCAGAUAAUCAACUGGACUGCUUUCAUCACGAACACAAGAAGGAAAUAGUUGAAACAACCUCUGAAAUAAAUAACAAUAAUACCAAAACUAUUACGAUAGCUUUAAGCAUUGUUUUGCUUGUAAUCGUCACCCUUUUAGUUGGGUUUAUUCUGAGAAAAUACUACAAAAAAAAGAAGGAAAGCGCUAAUUAUAACAACCCAGUUUAUCAGCAAACCACUGAGGAGAAGAAAGCCAAGCCUUUAGAAACUUUCCAGUCAACAUACACUCAAGGGUCUGAGGAAGUUACUAUUAAUUUAGUUAAGGAUAAUUGACUUUUACAUGUAUUUGGGUGAGUCAAUAAAUUUUUUUUUUCAA